Molecule: messenger RNA, 3686 nt
Organism: Salvelinus sp. IW2-2015
Lineage: Eukaryota; Metazoa; Chordata; Actinopteri; Salmoniformes; Salmonidae
Source: RefSeq, a predicted model, not a curated record
GCUUAGUUAGCUAUCUUUACUAACUAGCCAGUUACAGGCUAACAGGGACAUGGCUUAGCGUGGUUCGAGCAAUUACAUCGAUAAUCAUAUAGCUAUAUUUUUAUUACAUACAUCUCAUUUACUUAAAAAAAAAAAAAAUCUUUGUAAACGUACUUGAUUAACGCAAACUCGUGCGUUGGAUUUAUCAGGCUAAUUCGAGCAUUUCUUGACAACACGGCUCAUCUCAACCGGUGAAGCCAAGCAGAACAGGAGCAACAUGGUAGUUCCGGACAGCGCCGGUGAGGUCCAACCGGCAGGCAAUGACUGUACCGGGGGUCUCAUGAAGACGUCCCAGCCGAGCUACGAGGAGGAGCAGGAGCUAGCAGGGGUGGAGCUGGAAGAGGUACGUAAGCUCCAGGAGCUCAUUCGAAGACUCGAGGUCCAGAAUCAAACACUCCGCAACAGGGGAGGCAGUAAAAAUCUACAUCUCAGAGGAGCGACCACCACAAACAGUAACCUCACAACCAGUACCAACAUCAAUGAGAGAAUCUCUUCCAGCGAAGAGGUGACCAACACCAACUCCCCUCUCAGGUUGGGGAGCAGUGGAAGUUGUGGAGCAGAACUAGGCAGCAGCAGCAGUGACGUGGAGCUGUCCCCUCCUCAGGACAGUAGUAGCAGUGAGGAUAUGUCCCCGCUCCCGGCAGCUAACCAGAUAGAGGAUGCGGAUGGUGGACUGUGCGCAGGCUUUCUGACCCUGCCCUGCGGGAACGGACCAGGACCGGCGCAGACCCAGGGGCUAAGCCCAACCCCAGAGAGUCCCUCUCUGGACAGCUAUGAGUCUGAGACUCUGGCGGAGAGCGACUCGGGGGUGGACCAGUUGGCCCUGGAUGAGGUUGAUGUUCUGGACCUAUGGGAGGACCUUGCAGAGGUGGAUGACGAGGACAGCUGGUUGUAUGUCUCCCCUAAGAAGCAGGUAGUUGCUGAGCCCAGGCCUGAGUCUCCUCUGAAGUGGUGUCGGAAGGUUCUGGACCACCCUAGCCCAGAGACGGAGGUGGCCUGUCGCACCCUGCUCAACCGUCUCGACCAGACAUCUCGCUGGAGGAACAUCUACAGCAGCGCUGGUCAGACGGGGGAGGCUGGCUCCUCUGGCUCUGGCCUCCUCUCUCCUGGGUACCACAACAAAUCCACUAACAAAAUCCUACUAACCAGUGGUGGCUCAGGCUACAUGAGUAUGUACUCUGCUCUGAGUUCUCAGUCGUCUAUAGACAGUGAGCUGAGUACCUCAGACGACUCCAUCACCAUGGGUUACAAGCUACAGGACCUCACUGACGUCCAGAUCAUGGCCCGCCUACAGGAAGAGAGUCUGAGACAGGACUAUGCCUCCAGCUCUGCCUCAGUGUCUCGUCGUAGUUCCUCUGCCUCCCUYCAGUCUCUACGUCGGGGUGGGACCUACAGCGACCAGGAGUUUGACACCUACAGCCUGGAGGAUGAGGAGGAUGAGUGCUGCUCUCUGCCCCAGCGACGCCUCCGCUACUCCCCCUCUCCCCUGGGCUCGCCCCGCUGCCUCUCCCCCUCCCCAGGCACCCAGGGCCAGGCAGAGUACAGCAGGCUAGGGGCCCCCCGGCAACGCGCUCCACGUCGAUCGCUACAGGGGCCCGGGCCCGAACUGCUAAAGUUCGCCAAGACCGAGGAAGAGGUGAGGCACAGCAUGCCUAACCUGGCCCCCCGCACCAGCCUGCGUUCCCUGGAGGCGGUCAGGAACAGCCGCAGCAUGGAGGCUAACCUCCAGAGCUCUGGCAACCGCAUAUCUCACCUGCCCCACUCCCCCUCCUCAGGUAACCCUCACCUGGUCUGUACACCUGCCCCCUCCUCAGGUAACCCUCACCUGGUCUGUACACCUGCCCCCUCCUCAGGUAACCCUCACCUGGUCUGUACACCUGCCCCCUCCUCAGGUAACCCUCACCUGGUCUGUACACCUGCCCCCUCCUCAGGUAACCCUCACCUGGUCUGUACACCUGCCCCCUCCUCSGGUAACCCUCACCUGGCCUGUGCACCUGCCCCACUCUCUCAAAUAGAACUUGAUACUGUGUACCCUAUCCUGAGGCUCAGAGGGAGCCUCUCACAUGUACCCUACUCCCCUCAGGUAACCCUUACCGGUACCUCGCCUGUCUCACAACUACCCCCCCUAAAAUCACUAAUAUUCCUCUGGGUACAGGCAUCUAGUCUACAACUCCUCCCUCUCCCUCAUUACUGUCCCUCCCUCCCUGGUUAUACACCUCCGUUCCACUAUCUCAUCAUGCCCAUCACCCCCUCCCCAGGUAUGUCAUCUAGUCGGAUGCGAGGCAGUGGCCAGUCCCCUCUGUCCAUGCGGGUCCCUGUCAAAGCCAUGGGCUCCAUGCCAGGGGCCCGCCAGCCCUCCAGGGGCCUGCCUGUAGUCCAGAGUGGACCCAAUGGAGGGGUACGGAGGGUCCAGUCCCCAGGGCCUGCCAAUGGGGGAGCCUACCCAGCUGGGAGAGCCUCUACUGGGGGUGGGAGGCAAGCAGCAGCCCCAUCCUCCAGGGGAAGACUGGCCCAGACACCUAGAAGGUCUAUGGGGAUGACUAGAAUGAAUGGCCCAAUCUCAAAUGAGUCGUGGAGAGACGGCUGCUACUGAGGCAACAAGGAAACUUCCUCCACCGCUCUCCUUUACCUCACAUUUUAGUAUAAACAACACCAACAUUGUGUACUGACUCUGAACAUACCCCUGUGGGCAACACCAACUUACUUGCCUCUGAACAUACCUCUGUAGGCUGGACCACUGUAGAUGAACAGACCUUCCUUGGCAUGAAGAACCCUCUCACACCAUGGAUAUAUUGGAGAGAGACCGGAUAGAGAGUGACUGAGCGCACAAACACACACCGUUCUUUCGCUCUAGGGACCUAGACAAAGCUUCCACAAAAUGUUGUUUUUAACAAGUCAAUUCCCGUCUAUAUUUUAUGAUAGUUGUUGAGAGAAGACUACGGGUUGUUUUUGAUUUGUUUACGUUCUGUAGAUGUACAAAUGAUUGAAGACCGUGGGUGGACUGUUCUAUUGUGUGAAGUUGAACUCCUAACUGAUAUGAAGGCGAUCUCAUCUUGGGUGUUGCAUGAUGUUUCUGUUUAGUUUUCUCUCCUCUGAGGACAAAGAAGUUAGUUUGUUACAUAAUAGCCUUAUCAAUAGUAAGUCUGUUCUUCCAAGGAACAAACCCCAUGUUGAUGCGUGUGGGAAGGUUUUUUGAAUGUUUGUGAGUKAUUGAUUGUGAUUUCUCCUAUAAUGAUGUGUUGUCUAUUUGUGUUUUGCCGAGUCUGACACAACAUCUCUGGACCACACUGCCCUUCCAUCAAGACCCCCUUAAGAAAUAUAACAUGUUAUUGUUGGGUUAAAUUCUUUUUGCCAAGGUGCAUUUCUGAUGCUGCAGCACUGUUUCUAAAAUCCAAUARAGUACGACUUGUAGUUGAGAUACUGUAUGCGUUGAUUUACCACAGUUGUUUUUACUGCAUAUCGGUAGGUUAAUCUGUUCUGGUUUUUGAAUACCACUGUACUAAUAAAAUGAACUGUUUUAUGCACGAAGCAAAGGCCUUAUGCCUUUUCUAAGACAACCAGCUAUGCACCCUCAUGCGGAGUGCCUCUUAAAAUCAGGAACUGUAAUGAAAACGAACAAUAAAACCUACCCAGAACUUUAACGUUUA